Siniperca chuatsi (mandarin fish) is the source of this 1593-nucleotide messenger RNA. RefSeq names its product telomerase RNA component interacting RNase (gene trir). Gene Ontology annotation, molecular function: 5'-3' exonuclease activity; 3'-5' exonuclease activity. NCBI's taxonomy places the organism in Eukaryota, Metazoa, Chordata, Actinopteri, Centrarchiformes, Sinipercidae. The record is from RefSeq and is a predicted model, not a curated record. The transcript has 3 exons. Bases 561 to 1049 code for a protein of 162 amino acids.
CGCCACAGUCGCGACGUCAUCAAGAGAAAUUAAACAUGGCCGACAGAAACGGAUGGAUGGUGAAAGUUAGCGAAAAGCUUUGGUAAAAAUCUGCGAACCUCCUAGUCUGUACUGCAGGUAUUCGAACUUCAUUGUGCACUUUGACUGUAUUGUUAUAGGUGGAUACAUCCCACACAUGAAUUGGAGGUUCAAGUUGAGUUUGUUCGUCCGUAAAGGCCUUACUAAACCGGCCAUUAGCCCGCAGUAUUAGCCGCGUUAGCAGCCGAAACAGCGCCUGCUUUUGUUUUUGGUCAGGGGUAUAUGCUAGAGGGAUUUUUUUAGCAGUUUUAUUUCGCCUUUUUUCUUUAAAAGAAAAUACAUGUUUUUCUGAACUGCACUACGUAGCUGUUCAGUUAGACUCCGGGGCUUUUUGUAUUGUAUUGCGGGUGGGGUCCAGCGUGUUGGCAGUGCUGUUCAUUUAAGGCCAACUUCGCAUCAAAGCCAUACUUUUUAGAAGACUGACACAUACCCGCUUUGACCUGUGUGACUGUGCCUGUUUAUGAACAUUACGCCCAGGAAACAUGGAUUCAAAGCGCGCACACAGCAAACCUCAAACAAGCGGCGGCAGCGGCGACGACUCCAGCUGCGGCAGCCCCGCGUCCCCCUCUAGCAGCCCCGCACCGGCAUCAAGCAAAACCCCGGUGCCUGGGGGCAACGCGUUCGCUAACGACGGCAGCUUCAUGGAGAUGUUCAAGAAGAAGAUGGAGGAGGAGAAGAGAAAAAAGGAGACGCAGCAAACAGGUGGAGAAGCGAGAGCCACCGAGCAAGGACAGACUUCAGUGGAAAAGAAGCCCCCUCCCGUGACGAGCUUUGUAAGGGGUUUGGCAGUUGUGGGGAAGCGCAGAGGCGGUGUGUUCCUAAAGACCGGCAUGGUUGCGAAGAAGCAGAAACACGACACAGAAGUUGAGCCAGGCAAGAGCGAUGCUUGGUCAAAGUACAUGGCUGAGGUCAAAAAGUACAAAGCCCACCAGUGUGGUGACGACGAUAAGACCAGGCCUCUUGUCAAGUAAAGGCGAAGGUGAAGCGACAAUGUUUUGAGGGGAAAACCAGCUGGGAGAAGCUCCGGGAGGGCCGGCCAAUCCUGACCUUCUCACACUGCCAGUUCAAGUUACCCUUCACUUCACACAAGUCUUUCACAAACUGCUUAGAUUGACAGACCUUUUCCCCACUUUUUUUUUUUUUUUGUAGUUUUUUUGUCUUGCUUGUUAUUUGUUGGAUGCUGGUAAUUUGAUCUGGUGUUUAAAAGGUGUUUCAGAAACUCGGUGUACAUUAUUGAUCAUUGUUAAAUAUUUUCAAAUUUGUCUUGUCUGGGUUAAGUUAGGGUUCAUUGAUAAUUGAAUUUUGAUUCAAUAGCCAAACCAAGGUGUCAAUUAAAUCUACACUGCCCAUUAAUAUGUGGUGUUGUGCCUAAGUUUUGUUAGAUUCUGUUACAGACGCUCCAUUAAGACUUGUGUGUUGUAGGAGUCCAGAGGAAACAUGGUUUUAGGUAUUUUGUAGACUUGCAUCAAAUUACUCCAUUGUGAAGAUUUUAAUUAAAAGUAGGUUCGAGUUCUA